UUAUGUUUCCUGUACAUUUGAUUAUUUACAGAUUUAUCUGUUAUUCCAUGUCAGCAUGUCAUAUAGGCUGCGUUAACUGCAUAAAACAACAAACUAGUGGAUUUAGAUAUUGACUCAGCUUGCAAAUGACUGCUCUAGGAAUGGAUAAUGGAGUUGCGAUUGACCCAGACACAAGACAUAACAACAAGUUUUUGACAAGAAUGGAAAAAGAGGAAAUAAAAGAAAUGCGGCACGGAAGGAUGUCAACUAGUGAAAAAUUAAGAGAAUGGAGUGCUAAUUUGCUACGUCUACUUCUACUUUUUGGAGUUCCUGUGGUCCUGGCUAUGGUACUUAUUAUUAUUCUUGUGGCAAUAUUUGUUGUUCGUCCCUAUAUACUAACACGAGAUUUUACCAGAACUAAAUGUGAGCUUUCUGAACAUGUUAUUCUUAACGAAUCAUCUGCGAGUUGUAGCGCUGGAACAGAUAUAUUCAAACCGUGCGUCAAAGUUACGGUUCUGUAUGCUACAGGAACAAGUGGGAAAUAUGAAAGUGGAAUUCUAAUGGAAAAUGAACAAGCGUUGGUUAAUUGUAACCCAUGUUCAUAUACUUUUGGUACGCAUGGUUUACUCCAUGAAUAUCAAGAUGCUUGCGAAAGCUGGAAAGAAAAUUACGAUCCAACUCUUUGUGUGGAGAAUUUUCUUGAUCAACUUGGGGUUGCUGGCUCUGUUUUUCCUUGUUAUUUCAAUCCAAACAAACCAGAUGAAAUUGUACGAGAUUUAGUUUUGGAUGUUAAUAUGAUGAUUCAUGCUGUAUCAUGGCCAAUUUUAUCAUGCCUAAUAUACUUGCUUGCUUGGGGAUUUGUCUGCUAUGAUGCGAAGCAGAAUCGUAUGAUCAAUAAAUGUAUAAGAGAGGAAAUCGCAUACAAACGUAAAAGACAACAAAUGGCACGUUUACAUGCUGCGGAAUGGAGAAAACAAAAGUUAGGGAAAACAUUAGGUGUGAGAAUUGAACACAGUAAUGGAAUAAACAUGUUUGCAAAAAAUAACGAAAGCACUAAAAAAUUGAGUCUAAGUUUGCCAAGUCUAUGUAGUUUGAAUGAUAAUCAUAACGUUGCAAACGAUAUCAAACUUUCUGAGUGCAAUGAAAAUAUCGACACAGAAGAUGAUGAAAAUUUCAAUCUUCAUCACUUGGAUCUUGCUGUAUCUCAACAUAAUAUUAAUGGACUUGUGAUGACUUAUGAAAACCCAAGAACGCAUCAUUCAUUGUCUCACAAAAACAUGCGAUUUAAGGAUAGAUAUCAAGCUGGUUCCUCUCACCAUACUUUGCCAGUUCUUUCAUUCUCUCCUAUGAGUACUUUUUGUCGACCGAAAUACAAUGGAAACUCACUUUUACAUCAAAACGUCUACAAUUUUGCGUACUCUUCAUUUUCUGCUGGGGAUCGUCAUAAAACAAAAAAUUCUUCAAAACUGCGGGCAGCCGCAAUACUUCAAUCUUUUCCUCCAGUUCUUCAUACUAAUGGUCGUAUGUUCUAUCAAGAAAAAAAAUUAAAUUCUGAUUCAUCAGAUUCCGACGCAGUUGUGAGUGAAGAUGAUAUCGAUGGAUAUUAUUCUUUUGCUCAAAGACAAAAAGAUUUACCAAUGCAAACUGUUGAUAUGUAUUCAGGAAAGGAUGAAUCUAAUGUGUAAAUUUUAACCUAAGGGUAUACAAACUUUUCGACCCAUAAGCGUUUUGACCCAGACAUCUGGCCAUCGGACUUUUCUAACCACAGGAUUGGAUAAGACAGAUUGAUUUUGAUUUUUAGUCGCCUUGGAUGGGGAUGAGCAAUUCAGAAUAUCGAAGCCUGAGGAUUCGAAUCCAGAAGGAUUCGGUUUUGGCUAUUGCGUAAUAAUUUUGAUAUUUGAAGUACACAAUUUAUUGAUUAACAACCGUCGUUUUUUACGAGCACGCGCACAACACUAUUUCUCUCCUCGUGACUCUUAAUUUUGCUCAUGAUGCACAAAUAUGGCAAAAUCAACCAUAAUAAUCAGUUCAAUCAAUCAUAAAUAAUUCAGUUGUUUGAAAAUUUUGGCAUAGUUAGUAUUAGGAUUGUAUCUCUUCCGGCAUGUUAUUGUCACUGCUUUGGUGAAUAUGUUCAAAUGUCCUAAAAAACCACAUAGUUGUAUAUUAUUAUGGUUGGGCAACUCCCAAAGCGACUGAAAAUCAUAACUCAAACCGUCUUAUGCCUAUGGAAAAGCUUGGGGGUCGAAAGUCUGUUAUGUCCAACUAAGGUACCCUAUUCAAAGAUUGAAAUAAAUAUCAUUGUUUAGUUUCGAGUUGCAAUCUUGUAUGGAUAUCAUAACUCAAUAUGGCAUAUAUUUUCUCAUCGUUUAAAACUAUCUUUCACAGUCUCAUUAAAUAUAUAUUGAAAAGUUCAGUAGUGCUCUUUUAAGUUAUCUAGCUGUCAAACAUGACUCACGGUAACUUUAAAUAUUUGAGUAGCCUGAUGAAAGCAUUCCUGAGAUUUAUUUAUCUAUUUCCUUUCUUAAAAUUAAAGAAUGGCAUGAGAAUUCCUUACCAUUCACAUCAUGUGGAAAUAUUAAUUCACUUUUUAAGCAAUUUGAGCACUUUGAGCAAUUUUUUUACAUUAGUAUUUUGUAAUAUUGAGAACAUAAGACCACCUAAUAUCAAAGAUGGAAACAUAAGUAUUGUAUUUAAUUUUUUUUAAAUAUUUAUGGAUAAGUACUUUGGCUUUCCAUGUAUUGCUUUCAGCAUUAUUUAUAUUUGCUCUUUUCUGUGUGUAAAUUUAGCUAUUGUAUGUUUGGUUUGUCUGCCAUUAUUGAUUUUUUUUAUCUUGUAGAUACAUCCUUUUAGAAUAGUUUGAAAAUCAUUAUUGCAUUAUCUCUAUAUUAAUUAUGGUAUUUAUCACUCUAUUGCAUAUUUUAUUUCCCUAAACGUAGUUCUAUUUCUUAGUAAACAUACACAAUUUCUUCACUUGAUAUUUUUAUGCAUUCUUAUUUUACAAUUGUACAUUUAUAAUAUUGAUAUUGCUAUCAAUGAUUUUACUCCCACCCAAUUCAGAGAUGAUAUUCAAAAUACUUUUUAAUAUCUUAUUUAAUUUUAGAAAUACAGCUGUUGCAAAACUUCAGUUUGUUUCAACACAAAAUCUUGCAAUUAUGAUAUAUUUAUAUAUUAUUUUAGGAUAACAUAGGAUUUCCAUAUUUAUCAAUCUGUCAAUGUUGGUUAUCACAGUGGAGGAACACUUAUCCAUUCUGACUAGAUUCUAAGAAAAUAUUCUCUGACACAUUUUCAAUUGAAAAAUUGUAAUUCACCGAAAUAAACACUUUCAAAUACAUUUGGAAUUGGAUGAAAUCUACCUUCUUUGUGAAUUAAUGUCUUGUAUUAAAUUGUUCACUGAACUUUUGUUGUGCCUUUAGUAAUUUCUUUGUUACUUAGAGAUUUAUAUUCUGUAAUUAUCGUGCAAUUUUUUUCUGUUAUUCAUAUUUUUUUUUUAUUAUUAUUCUGAAUUAUGAUAGUUUUUCUAGUUUUUUUUUGACAUGACACUGGUUAUUGUUUUUGGAAGCUAAUCUAUGUUUAGUAUGGGAAGUAGUGUAAUUCACAUUGAUCAAAUUAAAAUAUUAUUUCCAUAUUAUGACACUUAUAAAUUUACACCUUGCGCUCUCGAACAAGGCCCUGUAUAGCAGCCACUGAUAUCUAAUGAUGUGUGGAAAGGGUCAUAAAUUCACAUUGAUUAAACUGAAAUAUUAUCAAUAUAGGUUCGAAUAAUUUAAAAUUUUCUUCCUCAGUUAGCCGUUUUCACUCGCAUUUACACUCACUCGUAUAUAUUUUGAUUUUACUGAAUCAUUGUACCUGCGGUAUAUGUCGAGAC
This is a messenger RNA of Styela clava, 3844 nucleotides long. RefSeq lists its product as uncharacterized. The record is from RefSeq and is a predicted model, not a curated record. Gene Ontology annotation, biological process: detection of calcium ion; potassium ion transport. Gene Ontology annotation, molecular function: calcium-activated potassium channel activity; potassium channel regulator activity. Gene Ontology annotation, cellular component: membrane; voltage-gated potassium channel complex. NCBI's taxonomy places the organism in Eukaryota, Metazoa, Chordata, Ascidiacea, Stolidobranchia, Styelidae.